AAAAAAAAGACAAUAAUAUAAAGAAAGAAGAGAAGGCACAUCACAACAAAACAACCACACAAGCACAAUAAAAAGCAACCCUCUUUCUUUCCCUCAAACCAACGCCUUGUUUUUCACCCUUUUCCAAUUUUCCAUCCCAUAGUUUAGACCUUAGAGUCCUAAUUUUUCCAAUCUCCAUUCCAAACCAAACCCCCAACCUUUUCCUCUCUUACUUUUGCAGGUUAGAUGUUUGAUUAAAGUUCCAAACCAAAAAGACAGAAAAAACACACCCCCAUCAAUGGAAAUCACUUCAAGGCUUCAUCAUCAUCAAGAUCAUAGGGAGAAUAAUCAUAAUCAUGGUCAUAAUCAUAAUCACCCAUCUCCUAUGAACUCACCAAGAAGCAAUGUCAGCAACUGCAUAAGCAGCAGCAACAGCAACAACAACAACAACAAUGGCAUCCAAAUCUCAACACCACCAUUAACACCAAAAACAAUUAUCCCCAGAUCUGACACAAACCCUUAUCCAACAACUUUUGUUCAAGCUGACACCACAAACUUCAAGCAAGUGGUUCAGAUGCUAACAGGUUCAUCAGAAACAACAACAAGAACAACGGCGGCACCACCACCACCAUCACCAUCAUCAUCAGCAGCAAAGCAACAGCUUCAAGAUCCAUUGUUGCCACCAUCUUCAUCAAGGAACUUCAACAUCCCUCCAAUCAAGACAGGACCAAACAAGAAGCAGCAACAAGGGUUCAAGCUCUAUGAGAGGAGGAACAGCAGCCUCAAGAACAGCCUCAUGAUCAAUACCCUCAUGCCAAAUUUUGCACUUGCACACCAUAACAAUUCUCCAGGAUUCUCACCCAGGAACAAGCCUGAGAUCCUCUCACCAAGCUUGCUUGAUUUCCCUUCCCUUGCUCUUAGCCCUGUCACACCAUUGAAUGAUGAUGACCCUUUUGACAAGUCCUCACCUUCACUUGGAAAUUCAUCAGAGGAAGAAAAAGCCAUAGCUGAAAAGGGUUUCUAUUUGCAUCCUUCUCCCAUGAAUACUCCUAGAGGUUCAGAGCCACAGCUUUUGCCUCUUUUCCCUUUGACAUCACCUAGAGUUUCAGAGUCUUCACCUUCCUGAAGAGGAAAAUAUGAUGAAGAUGAAGGAAAAAAAAAAGAAGAGAUUGUGUUUGUACAACGCUAUAACUUGUGCUGUUGUUGUUGUUGUUGAUUAUGAUGAUGAUGGUGAUGAUGACGAUUUAGAUAGAGAGAGAGAGAGGAUCAAGAAAAUUGAUCACAUGGUGAUUUGGAAAUUUGAAUGAUUUUUUUCAACAAGGUAGAGAGCUUGGUCUAAUUGUAAAAUUGUUCUUCUUCCUUACCAUGAAAUGGCAAGGCCCUUCUUUCUUUAUUGCAAUCUUUUUCUUUUUCUUUUCUACCUUCUUCCAUAAGUGAAAAACAAAAAUAAUUGUAUUGUCCACUGAAAAUUUUUAUUUUUAUCAUUUUUUCUCUUAAUUUUAUUCCAUGGAGAGGUUUUCAUGGAAUUUUGUUUAACCUCCCCCACCCCACUCCAAAGGAUUAUGCUUUAAAUUCAAUCAAUUAUGGUUUCACAUGUGUGAUUCCAGUUUUAAAUCAUCAAGUCAUCAACCACCACAGUGGAAUUGUGUUCAGAGGUUGAACAGAAUCCAAAGAAGGCAAAUAGAGGACAAGGAAAUAAGGAUGAUGCAGCUAAGGAGGGACACAUUUUACUAAGGACAUAGCAGAAUCCUAUGUUGUCAUCACAGAAAAGCUGCACCAAGAGGAAAGUGAGUAUGUCAAUUUUACCAAGAGGGUUGAGUCUUCAGAUUUAGAGGGUCCCUCUUCUUGAUUUUGCCAAUUUCAUAUAUUCUGAUCAAUUUCUCUGGCGACUCUCACACCCCAGAUAUGAUAAUGUGUCUUAUUUUGGUCUUUGUCUAAAUUUUCCUUUUUCUGAUUUAUUUUGAUAUUUUCUGACUACUAUUGGAAGAGAAACAUUUUGUAUGAUUGUAUCAACUAUCAAUUUUAUAGUUCCCUUCUA
Arachis ipaensis is the source of this 2017-nucleotide messenger RNA. The record is from RefSeq and is a predicted model, not a curated record. Lineage: Eukaryota; Viridiplantae; Streptophyta; Magnoliopsida; Fabales; Fabaceae.